UAUAGCUAUACUCAAAAACUUUGACACAAGAACGGUACGUGGGGAAAAGUGUUUGGUCGGUUCUGUCGAAGAGUGUUAGCUGAAGGCAUGGGAGACAAUAAUGAAGAGGAGAGCUGCAGUAUAUCCCCGAGCCUGGUUUCACUCGGUAGCGAGAUCAAGGCCGGGAUGCAGCAGUUUUUGAAGGAAAGGACGGAGGCCAACAUGUGGACGGCUGUGCUGAUUGGAGCUGUGACAGUUGUUUCGGUCCUUGGCGUUGUUGUUCUCCUUCUUUACAGAAGAUACAAACUGUCAAAGGAGGCUGGCGUUCCACAAUAUCGCUUCAGGAAGAGAGACAAGGUGAUGUUCUACGGCCGAAAGAUCAUGAGAAAGGUUCAGACGCUGUCCUCAGUCCCUGCCUCUAAUUCAAACUCAGCUUCCCGGCAGAGAGUGAGGAAGAGGACCAAAGUCCUGUCGAUAGCUCGCAAGAUCCUGCGCAUCCGGAAGGAGCCCCCCACCCUGCAGCCCAAGGAGCUUCCUCCAUGUCUGCUGGAGGCUGACCUGACUGAGUUUGAUGUGCAGAACUCCCAUCUGCCCUCUGAGGUGCUGUACAUGCUGAAAAAUGUCAGGGUGCUUGGCCACUUUGAGAAGCCUCUUUUCCUGGAGCUGUGUCGUCACAUGGUGCUGAUCCAGCUGCAUCAGGGAGAGGGACUCUUCCGACCGGGGGACACCGAUGACAGUAUUUACGUGGUUCAAGAUGGCCGCCUGGAGCUGUGCAUCCGUGAGAGCGAUGGUACCGACGCUGUGGUGAAGGACGUUCUACCAGGAGACAGUGUUCACAGUUUGCUCAGUAUCCUGGACAUCAUCACUGGCUAUCCAGCUCCGUACAAAACAGUGUCUGCAAGAGCUGCAGUUGCCACCACUAUCCUGCGACUCCCAGCUGCAGCCUUCCAAUCAGUCUUUGAGAAAUAUCCUGAAACUAUGGUCCGUGUCAUCCAGAUCAUCAUGGUGCGUCUCCAGAGAGUGACCUUCCUUGCCUUACACAACUACCUUGGUUUGACCACUGAGCUCUUCAACCCGGAGAGCCAAGCCAUCUCUUUGGUGUCGCUGGCCCAUGUUCUGGGUGAGGGUCAUCCACACAGAGGCCACCGCAGGCAGCCUUCCCACUCUGAUGAUCUGGGCUCCGAAAAAAGUGACACAGAAAAGUCCAGCUUCUUGGACACGUCAACUUCUAAAUACAAGAAAUCUCGCUCGCAAUCCACCCCAAUGGCUGUUACAGGUGACAUGUCAGUGAACCUCAACACAGUGUAUGAACAGGUCAAAGCUGACAAAGAGGACGCUCUGGCUCACAAUCCUGUGAAGUCUAUUCUAAAGAAGAGUGUGACGAUGCAGGACACUCCAUCAGCUGUUUACUACUAUAGUGAUGCUGGAGGAGGAAAUGUCCAGCAUAAUAAAGUUAAUGCCAUUUUCCAAGCUGCCAAAAAGGAUCUGCUGCAGGUCCUCCAAAUACAGGACGCCAGCCUGCUGGAGGGGAGGGUGAAUCUUCGGCAGGUCAAAGCCGGUUCUGUUGUGGCCAACCAGGGAGACCAGGAUGUGAGCGUGGCAUUUAUCAUCUCGGGGUUGCUCCAUGUUUACCAGCGUAUGAUAGACCGUGAGGAGGAGACCCUGCUGUUCGUCACCCACCCAGGAGAGUUGGUGGGUCACCUGGCUGUUCUCACGGGGGAGCCCCUUAUCUUCAGUGUCCGGGCUCACAAAGACUGCACCUUCCUCUCCAUAUCCAAGGCCCACUUCUAUGAAAUGAUGCGCGAGGAGCCCAGGGUGGUGUUGAACGUAGCUCACACUGUGGUGAAGAGAGUGUCGCCAUUUGUCAGACAGAUUGACUUUGCCCUGGACUGGAUGGCUGUGGAGGCCGGCCGUGCCGUCUACAGACAGGGAGACAAGUCGGAUAGCACCUUCAUCGUCCUCAGUGGCCGACUGCGCUCUGUCGUCGCACAGGAUGAUGGGAAGAAGGAGCUGGCUGGAGAGUAUGGCCGUGGGGAUCUAAUCGGCGUGGUCGAGGCGCUGACCCACAUGAAUCGAGCCACCACGGUCCACGCUGUCAGAGACUCUGAGCUCGCCAAGCUACCUGAAGGGGCUCUGAACUCCAUCAAGAGGAGGUAUCCUCAGGUUGUCACCCGGCUGAUUCAUCUGCUGGGACAGAAGAUCCUGGGCAACAUGCAGCAGGUCAAUGGGCCUCUGGCUGCUCGUAGUCUGGCUCUCCAGACCCCCACCAGCAAGUGGGAUGCUGGGAAUCCAGCCUCCAACCUGUCCACUGUGUCCAUUCUGCCUGUGUCUGAGGACGUCCCCCUCACUGCCUUCACUCUGGAGCUGCAGCAUGCACUCAAUAGCAUCGGCCCCACUCUACUCCUGAACAGUGACUCCAUCAAACAGUGCCUAGGCUCUGCUGCUUUGGACAGUGUCCAUGAGUACCGUCUGUCCAGUUGGCUCGGGCAGCAGGAAGACAUCCAUCGCAUCGUCCUCUACCAGUCUGACUCUAGCCUCACGCCUUGGACCCAGCGCUGCAUCCGCCAGGCUGACUGCAUCAUCAUUGUGGGACUGGGGGAGCAGGAGCCCACUGUGGGGGAGUUGGAGCGAAUGCUGGAGGGCAGUGCAGUCCGUGCUCAGAAGCAGCUGGUGCUGCUGCACAGGGAGGACGGCCCACCGCCCAAGGGGACGGCCGAGUGGCUGAACAUGCGGAGCUGGAUCUCCAGACACCAUCACCUGUCCUGCCCCCGCAGAGUGUUCUCCCGGAGGAGUUUACCUAAGCUGAGAGAGUUGUACCAGCGUGUGUUUGAAAAGAUUGCAGAUCGUCAUUCCGACUUCUCUCGUCUGGCCAGGAUCCUGACAGGAAACAGCAUCGCCCUUGUGCUUGGUGGAGGGGGCGCCAGGGGUUGCUCUCAGGUGGGUAUCCUGCGCGCCCUGAACGAGGCGGGGAUCCCUGUUGACAUGGUGGGUGGCACCUCCAUCGGCUCCUUCAUGGGAGCGCUGUACGCUGAGGAGAAGAGCAACAGUCACAUGAGGGUCCGGGCUCGGGAGUGGUCCAUGGGUAUGACCUCUUACUUUAAGAAGAUCUUGGAUCUGACCUACCCUGUUACCUCCAUGUUUUCUGGAGCGUCCUUUAACUCCAGCAUUAGCUCCGUCUUCAAGGGCAAACAGAUAGAGGACCUGUGGCUGCCAUACUUCAACAUUACAACAGAUAUCACAGCUUCCUCCAUGAGAGUUCACACUGACGGUUCACUGUGGCGGUAUGUCCGGGCCAGUAUGUCACUGUCUGGUUACCUGCCACCUCUCUGUGAUCCCAAAGAUGGACACUUACUCAUGGAUGGAGGCUACAUCAACAACCUGCCUGCCGAUGUGGCUCGCUCUAUGGGGGCCAAGGUUGUGAUUGCAAUAGAUGUUGGAAGUCGGGACGAAACCAACCUCACCAACUACGGGGACUCGCUGAACGGCUGGUGGCUGCUGUGGAAACGCUUCAACCCUCUGGCUGAAAAAGUCAAGGUCUUGAACAUGGCCGAGAUCCAAACCCGGCUUGCCUACGUCUGCUGUGUGCGGCAGCUGGAACUGGUCAAAGACAGUGAUUACUGCGAGUACAUCCGGCCGCCCAUCGACCGCUACGGCACACUAGAGUUCGGCAAGUUUGAUGAGAUCGCUGAGGUGGGAUACCAGCACGGAAAGACAUUGUUCGAUGUGUGGCAGCGCAGCGGCGUGGUGGACAGCAUGCUCAAGGACAGACAUCAGGAGGAGUUCCACAAGACCAAAACUGGCCAUGUGGUCACCUGUCCGAAUGCCUCCUUCACAGACCUGGCGGAGAUCGUGUCGAGAAUUGAACCCAUCAAGAAUGCCUUAAUUGAUGAGGAACUGUCAGAAGAAAACCAGACAGACUACGAUGAGGAGGCGGUGGAAAGCGCUCUCUCUGACUUUGAGGCGUUCGCCCAUGGCAGUGAACACACUGACACUGCUGAAACAGAUGAGGAAAUUCCAAUCCGAGUUCGCCGCCGCCCAAAGAACGCCUCGCGGUCUUAGGCCGUGACCAACGUCCACAACAACCACAUUUCAAUGCAGUGUUUCUGCCAUCCUUUGAGAAAUUCACUGAGAUUGCAUUACAAACAUGUAGCUCAUACUCUUGAGCCAGGCAGCAUGCUCUGUGUCUUUGAGGAAGACACUGAUCAGGACACACAACUGUUGAUGGAUACAGUGACUUCAACAGAAAGAGUUAGUUAUAAUUGAGUGAAGAGCCCCAAUGUGCUUUGUAAAUGUCAGUGGUUUAAACAGUUUAGUAACAACCAGGGUUCCUGUCGUUGAGGAAUUCCUAAAAUAUUAUUCAUCUAGGAGACGUGUAUUCCAAACAGGGAAAUAUAUGAUCUGUCUGUUCUCUUGGGGAAGUCAGGGAACAGCAAAGGAUUUUACAAAUCGGUUAUUUUACGGGAGCACAGUAGAGUUUAUUUUUAUUUGUUGACUUGUAUGGCAGUUACUUGCUGUCAUAGUUGUGGAAAAAUAGGUAAAAUGUAUGACUCAGAUGGAAUGUAUGGCACAUCUCGCACAAGCUUAAAAAUGCACUGCAAUCGUUCAACAUAAUAUUUCAUAAAAUGCUGUGCCACUUUUUGGGACAGUUCUAUGCAUAGCUGCUUUCUACAAUAAUACAGUCAGAGUCAUAAAGCACUAUAGUGCAUUUCAUAAUGUUAAAACAUUGAAAAUACAUUUUAUGUGCCUAGAAUUUACUUCAAGUAGUAUUACCCUAAUGUCUGCCUAAUGAUGAAGAAUGUCUCCUCUUUCAGAUCAGGGAUAUCUUAACACCGUGGGUGUGACAAGUAUAAUGUGAAUAAUGACUAUAAUAAGCUUUUUUGUAAUACCUGCAAAACUACUCACUGGCAAAGUCAGAAUUCUGACUCUUUUAAAAAAAAAAAUUUUUUUUUUUUAGACUUUAAAAAAAAGGUCAGGAUUCUGACUUUAUUCUCAGAAUUCAAAUACAUUAUUUGACAUUUGGUCCUAAUCAUCUUCCGUAUUACUCCUAUAUGUGCCUAUUUGAACCGACAAAGCAGGUGUGCCUGGAUACACCCUCGCUGAGUUUGCACACGUGACCGACCACUUUGUGCUGGUCCUUUCAACUGUUCCGUUGGAAUAGAUUAUACAAGUGGACCAGCCUUCAUUUUUCAGAUUUCCUCUUUUUAUAUAAAGGUAUGGUUUUUGAACUUUGAUCAAAGUGAAUUAGUUAGUUUACACCGUUUUUUUCUUUCCGUUACCUGGAGACAGGACAGAGCAGUGUGACUCACUUACUGAACCAGUUCUUCAUGCAUCUUUAUACAGACAGUAGCAGAUAACUGUGUGAGGAACAGACAACCUAACAGCUUCAAGACAUGACUUACACACGCCCUUGUACCUGGACUUUUUAUGUUUUAACUGUAUGAUAGAAUAAGAAUACCUACAGUGGUACCUAAAAAAUACUAUACCUGACAAUUAAUGCGACAUUACACUUUUUAUACCUGCCAUUUGUCCUUUUUAAUCACCGUGGUUACAGAGCUCCUGUGGUUUUGAAUUAGUGUUUCAUUGUUUUAAGUUUUUGUGUCUGGAAGGCAGAAAAGUGUAAUGAGUGUAGUGGCUUUCAUAAUAAUCUAAAUACCAUGUUUGCUUAUGUUAAUAAUUUUGUGUUAAUAGGGAGAACUACUGUAUGGCAAAAAAAUAUUCUGUUAGACGUUGCCUUUCAAUAACUGGAUGCCUUAUUUUCAAUUUGUUACUUAUUAUUUGUUAUUGUUAAUACUGUAGUAGUUUAAUAAUUUAGAAUAUUUAAUUAUGUAUAUUUAGUGAACAAACUCCUAGGUUUAACAUAUGCACUAUUUGAUAGUAAAGCCCAAAUUAUGGAAAAACUCAACAGAGAAGUCCAGAAGAUUAAUUAUUUUUUGGAAUCUGAAAUGAUUAAACUGUUUGUUAAAAUAAAGUAGUUUUGUAUGUCAGUCCAUGUGUCAAAGGGUUGAACAUAUAUACAUUUUAGUUCAGAUUAAUGUUUUUAAGCUAUGUGAAGCAAUGCUUUUUCAACUUUUACAGAUACAUAAUAAAGUCAAUUAUAGUCAAAAGUGCUAAAAGUCCAACACUGUUUGUGUCAAGUGCAAGAAAUAGCACAGAUAUCAUUUCUAUGAAUUGCAGUGUAUGUCUGAUCGAUUGGUCAACACACCCCUUUCCAGACUGAAAUAUCCCAACAACUUUGAGAUGAAUUGCCAUUAAACCUUUGUACAGAUAUUCAUGUUUUCCAGAGAAUGAAUCCUACCGACUUUGGAAGUCUCAUGACUCUCCAUCUAGCACCACCGUGAGGUUGACAGUUGUAUGUUUUACUUAAACUUUUCCUUGGAUUUCCAUUAAAUUUGGUGCACAUAAA
This is a messenger RNA of Perca flavescens (yellow perch), 6382 nucleotides long. RefSeq names its product patatin-like phospholipase domain containing 7b (gene pnpla7b). Gene Ontology annotation, biological process: lipid metabolic process. The record is from RefSeq and is a predicted model, not a curated record. Gene Ontology annotation, molecular function: phosphatidylcholine lysophospholipase A1 activity. Gene Ontology annotation, cellular component: endoplasmic reticulum. The coding region runs from base 88 to 4038 and encodes 1316 amino acids. The transcript is spliced from 35 exons. Lineage: Eukaryota; Metazoa; Chordata; Actinopteri; Perciformes; Percidae.